This is a messenger RNA of Trichoderma atroviride IMI 206040, 411 nucleotides long. Lineage: Eukaryota; Fungi; Ascomycota; Sordariomycetes; Hypocreales; Hypocreaceae. The record is from RefSeq and is a predicted model, not a curated record.
AUGACCGAGGUCUGCCACUCCAGCCACCCGAGUCUCAGAGAGGACAAGGCCGGGAUGCGCGCGCGAGGCAGCGCCAGCGAGGUUGAUCCCAGCACACCUUGGCCUGUCUGUGAGGUGCCAGGCCAGGGUAGCGCAGAAGCCGAAAUGCGUGAAUCCGGGGGAGAGCUCAAUCCGUCCAGGCCCCAUCCCGGCUCCCUUGCAGGAACGCCACCAACCAAACAAAUGAUUCGUUUUCUGUUGAACGUCUUUUCUGGUAUCUGCCUUUGGCUCCUACAUGGAGUAGUCCUUGGUAUCUUUGCCACAUCUCUGAUGGACAAGAUAGAUUGGGAGUACAAGGUCAUGAUCCCUGCAAUGCUAGAAAAGGAUAAGCAUAUAGGCAAGUGGGCUUGGUACGAUUUUGUUCUGCAGUAA